Pelodiscus sinensis (Chinese soft-shelled turtle) is the source of this 1440-nucleotide messenger RNA. It is a transcript of the gene JMJD8, whose product is annotated as jumonji domain containing 8. The record is from RefSeq and is a predicted model, not a curated record. Gene Ontology annotation, cellular component: nucleus. Gene Ontology annotation, molecular function: cis-regulatory region sequence-specific DNA binding. Lineage: Eukaryota; Metazoa; Chordata; Testudines; Trionychidae.
CGCUGGGCGGAGCGAGCGCGGCGCUGUCUCCGAGACGGGCUGCGCGUGUUGGGGGUGCGAACAGCAGCGCCUCCUGCCCGCGGCUCUGAGGCCAGCCCAGCCAGAGCAGAUGGGGGCCUGGUGGCAGGUCUGUCUCCUCGCCAUCCCAUUGGCCCUGCCCACGGACCUUGGGUACCCGGAGCAAAACGGGGGCUGGCUGACAAACAAGUACUUGGCUCCGAUGGAAGAAGAGCACUGCACGGUGGAGAGGAGAGACGCUUCCCUGACCUACUCCCAGUUCAUAGACCAAUAUGCCUUUUCCAGGCCUGUUGUUAUCCAGGGCAUCACGGACAACUCGGAAUUCCAGGCGCACUGCACAAGGGACCAGCUGCUGGCAGAGUUCGGGGACCGCCUGGUGCGUCUCAGCACUGCCAACACCUAUUCCUACCGCAAAGUGGACGUGCCAUUCCAGGAGUACGUGGAGCACCUGCUGGAGCCUCAGGAUCUGGCAUCCCUGGGCAGUGACACGCUCUAUUUCUUUGGGGACAAUAACUUCACCGAGUGGGGCUCCCUCUUCCAGCAAUACAGGCCGCCUCCAUUCCGGAUUCCAGGCACCAGCGGGGCCUACAGCUUUGGGAUCGCUGGCUCCGGUUCUGGGGUUCCCUUUCACUGGCACGGCCCAGGGUACUCAGAAGUGAUCUACGGCAGGAAGCGCUGGUUUCUGUAUCCCCCGGAGAAAACCCCCGAGUUUCACCCCAAUAAGACAACACUGUCCUGGCUGCUGGACACAUACCCGUUCCUGCCGCCGGAGGACCGUCCUGUGGAGUGCACCAUUCAUCCAGGCGAGGUCCUGUAUUUCCCUGACCGCUGGUGGCACGCCACCCUCAAUUUGGACACCAGUGUCUUCAUCUCCACCUUCCUGGGGUAACAGCUCAGGGCUUUGCUCGCUUGACAUUCCUGGUGGUUCUCUGGGAGCUGAAUUGUCACAUCUGUCCUGCUACAACUGGAGCUAAAAGCCCAGACCCCCUGCUGGUGGAUUAUCGCCUCCCUCCCCACAAGAACCCUGCACCAAUGGGCAGAGCCAUGCCUGAGAGCAGCUGACCCUGGAAGAGUCCAUCUAAUUCAUCACAGAUUUAUCCUGCUCUGUGUGGACACCACCCCCAUUCGGUGGCUGAGCAGCUGCUGGGCUUGAGUUGAAGGGGGAACCGGACUCCCAUGCAGGGAGGAGCUUCCAGCAGCUGGUGGACUUUGUUGGACUCCCUUUCGGUUCCUCUCUGCAGCUCAGACACAGUUCAGCUUCUUCUCCAUGGACAGCUCUUCCCCUUGCUGGCCUCCUCUUCCUUCACAUCCUCUUUGUGUUUCUAACAGCUGAGGAAGAGAGUCCAUCGCAGAAGGCAGCUUCUGGCUCAACCCUGGGCUCUAGGCAGGAGCGAUAAUACUACAAAGACUCUUCUGUGAAUG